This is a messenger RNA of Synchytrium microbalum, 1026 nucleotides long. RefSeq lists its product as uncharacterized. Lineage: Eukaryota; Fungi; Chytridiomycota; Chytridiomycetes; Synchytriales; Synchytriaceae. The transcript is spliced from 10 exons. The record is from RefSeq and is a predicted model, not a curated record. The coding region runs from base 1 to 1026 and encodes 341 amino acids.
AUGAGCCAGCCACCUACUACUGAAGUCCGUGCCGGACAUGAAUUUGUUGUUGCUAAUCUCGAGAGCAACCCGACCUUCAUGCUCACAUCUGCCAACGGUGCUAAAUACGUUAUGCGCAAGAAGCCUCCAGGUGCUCUGAUUUCAAAGUCAGCUCACCAAGUAGAUCGAGAAUACCGUGUCAUCAAAGCAUUAAAGGAAAACACGAGCCUACCUAUGCCACAAGCUGUCUGCUAUUGUAGUGAUACAAAGGUCGUUGGAACCGAGUUUUACGUCAUGGUUUUCUGUGAAGGCAGAGUCAUUGCCGACAACAUGCUCUUGUCUCUUCCAAAAUCUGAACGCCGAUUGUACUGGAAGGCUAUCAUGGAUACUCUUGCUGCCUUCCACAAAGUAGAUCAUCACGCAGUCGGUCUUGGUGAUUACGGAAAAAGUGGUGGAUACUACACCAGACAAAUCACCAACUUUUUCCGUCUGAGCGAAGACCAAGCUAAAGUCACCGAUAAAGCCGGCAAGGCUGUCGGUCACCUACCUGGAUUCGAAGACAUGAGAGCCUGGUUCAAAAAGAAUAUUGUCAAGGAUGAGGUUUCGCUCUUCCACGGUGAUUACAAACCAGAUAACUUGAUUAUGCACCCCACGAAACCAAUAGUACUUGCCAUUCUGGAUUGGGAAUUGAGUACAGUUGGACACCCUCUAGCAGAUUUAGCGCAUCUGUUACUCCCCUUCUACACAUCUGAAAUGCCAUCUUCGUACGAUGGCAAGGCUGAAACCACCACAAAACUCGACAUUGACCCUCCAGUCGAGGAAUUAAUCAAGAUGUACUGCGUUGCCGCAAACCGUCCAUAUCCUAUACCAGGCUGGAACUUUUGUGUUGCAUUUGCUAUAUUCCGAAUGGCUGUCAUCAUGCAAGGGAUUGCAGGUCGUUAUGCCUUGGGUCAAGCCUCAAACCCUGCUGCUCAAGCUAUUGGCGCUAGAGUUCCCCAAUAUACUCAAUUCGCUUUGAGACUGAUUGAAUCUGCUCCCAAGCUCUAA